CAGAAUUCUUCAGUUGGUUCAAAAUAAUUGUGGGCUGUUUUAAUGAUAGCCCAACACCAAUCACACUUCAUAACCUAGCAAAUACAAAGGCAUUUCUCCGGCGAAUUUUCUCCACCUUCCGGCGGCAGACCCGAAGGAGAAUUUGACCAUCGUAGUUUUCUUGUUGCGAGAAUUUCGCUAGAGCAGUUGAGAAUUCCAACAAAUGGCUGCAUCUAAUUCUUCGAAACUGUUUCGACUUGGUCAUUCAUUGGUCGGUAAUCUCAGCAACAAUUUUCUUGGGACAAUCAGGCCAUCGUCCGAGAUGAUGUGCAAUGAUUUCUUAUAUCAGCAACAAAGGACAUUCAUACAGAUGAGGACCAAUCUCAAAGUGGUGGAUAAUUCAGGUGCAAAAAGAGUAAUGUGCAUACAGGCGUUGAAGGGGAAGAAAGGGGCGAGAUUGGGCGACACAAUAGUUGCAUCAGUAAAGGAAGCACAGCUAGGUGGAAAAGUGAAAAAAGGGGAGGUUCAUUAUGCUGUUGUAGUUCGAGCAGCAAUGCAGCGGGGUCGGUGCGAUGGGAGUGAAGUGAAGUUCGAUGACAAUGCUGUAGUACUUAUCAACAAGCAAGGUGAACCAAUAGGAACGAGAGUGUUUGGCCCUGUUCCUCAUGAGUUGAGAAAAAAGAAGCAUGUCAAGAUUCUUAGUCUAGCUGAGCAUAUUGCCUGAGUAUUUUGCUUUUAAGUUGAAUAAGGUUUUUUAUCUAUCGUUUGGGGGUUGGAACGAACUGCUCGAGUAACGGCUUGGUAGUUAAUGUCAUUUCUCGUCUUAAAUGUUGUCUGUUUCAAAGUAAGUAGAUAUUAUAAUUUACUGCUUUGUGGUUGUCAAAUCAUUCUGGUGCUACGUUAUUGUAAGCCUUGAAGCCAACUUCUUGUCCAAGUUGCAAAUGGUGCCUUUUAUUUUGAAGUCCCUUCUCUCUA
Messenger RNA from Olea europaea var. sylvestris, 954 nucleotides. Its product is annotated as 50S ribosomal protein HLP, mitochondrial. The record is from RefSeq and is a predicted model, not a curated record. Gene Ontology annotation, biological process: translation. The transcript is spliced from 4 exons. Gene Ontology annotation, molecular function: structural constituent of ribosome; large ribosomal subunit rRNA binding. Gene Ontology annotation, cellular component: ribosome; mitochondrial large ribosomal subunit. The coding region runs from base 203 to 703 and encodes 166 amino acids. Lineage: Eukaryota; Viridiplantae; Streptophyta; Magnoliopsida; Lamiales; Oleaceae.